AUGCGGACCCCCCGGCCCCGCAGGAGGGCAGCAGCUAGAGGGCAUUGGGCGCCCUGGUACCUGCCCCUAGUGGCACAGCUCGUGCUUCACGUUCUGCAGCUGGUGUUGUCAGCACCUUGUAUCAGUAGUGAUUUACCUAAACCAACCAAUGUCACUUUCUCAUCUGUAAACAUGAAGAAUGUUCUACAGUGGAAUUCACCAGAGGGUCUAAGAGGAGCUAAAGUUGUUUACACUGUGCAGUAUUUAAUAUAUGGCCAAAAGACAUGGCUGAAUAAAUCAGAAUGCAGAAAUAUCAACAGGACCUACUGUGACCUCUCCUGGGAAACCUAUGACCACGAAGAACAAUACUAUGGGAGAGUUAAGGCCGUCUGGGAAAAAUGUUCUUCCAAAUGGGCAGGAACAGAACGAUUUAAUCCUUGGUCAGAAACACAAAUUGGCCCCCCAGAGGUUGCUUUGACUCCUGGUGAGAAAUCAAUUUCAGUUGUUCUGACAGCCCCUGAGAAGUGGAAGAGAAAUGCAGAAGACACUUCUGUAUCCAUGCACCAAAUCUAUCCUAGUCUAAAAUAUAAUGUAUCUAUCUACAACACCAAGACAAACAAAAAGUGGUAUAAAUUUGUAACAAACCAUACCUUGGAGCUUCCCCAGCUGGAGUCGAAUACUCUCUAUUGUGUCAGUGUCCAAGCCUACAUCCCAGGACCACUUCGAAAGGCUAAGCCUUCAGAAAACCAAUGCAUCACUACUUUGAAAGAUCAAACUUCAGAGUUGAAAAUAAAAAUCAUCCUUUGUUAUAUUUUGCCCAUUUCUGUUACAGCCUUUAUUUUUUCAGUAAUAGGCUACUCCAUGUACAGAUAUAUACAUAUUGGCAAAGAGAAACGACCAACCAACUUGGUAUUGAUUUAUGGAACUGGAUAUGACCAAAGACAUUUUGCACCUGCUGAAAAAAUAGUAGUUAACUUUAUUACUCUCAGUAUUGUAGAAGAUGCCAAAACUUCCUCAAAGGAUCUGAGUUUAAUGGGAAAAGUCUGUGACAUUUCUGAUCUGAGCACUGCUGAGAAUAUGGAGAGCAAGAGCCACGAGGAAGAACCAGAAGUGAAGCACUUGGGUUAUGCUUCAAAGGCAAGAGGCAUUUUUUGUGACAAUGAGGAAACUUUAUCCUGCCUUUCCCCAGGUCAACAAGAAUUACUUUGUACUUCAAGAACAAAGAAUGAACCAAUCAUAGAAUAUGAGUUUGAUGUGAGACCUAGUGACAUUGGCACAGAUUAUCAGGAUCAGGAGAUUAACUUGCAAGAAAGAAUAUCCUUUCAGGGCAAACUAAUGCUUGAAUCGGAGUCUACUUUAGCAAAUUUUGGGCAGGAAGCAUUACUCUGUUCAUACAAUCCACAGCUAAGGAAUCUCCAACAGGGAGCACAGGAAGACACAGAGAUAAAGAAGAAACAGGAAGAAGAAGAGUCAAGGACUCUAGUGGACUGGGAUCCCCAAACAGGGAGACUGUGUAUACCAUCUCUAUCUCAUUGUGAACAUGUGUUAGAUGAGAAAGGAGGUGAGAAUUCUGAAUAUGAUGUGUAUCCAAAUGAGGGACUUCUGUCAAAACUUUAUGAUGCACAGGCACCCAACAAAUCACCCCCAGGAAAUGAAACCUAUCUCAUGCAAUUCAUGGAGGAAUGGGGACUACACAUCCAAAUGGAAGACUAGCUUUAUUUGUUGUGUCAUUAUUGUUUCAAGACAUAUACAUACAGGCAGAUGAGUUCAAUUACACUAAAAUAAAUCACUCAAGAAAAAGAUCAGUUUUUAUAAACAGAUUUUCUGAGUUCAAAAUAUUUUUUAAAUUUUAAUAUUUUAUUUUUCCUCAAUUACAUGUAAAAAUAAUUUUUAACCUUUGGAGUGGUUGUUUUGGUUUGGUUUUCUUUCUUACAAUUUUGAGCUUCAAAUCCUCUCACCUUCCCUCAUUGAGAAGGCAAGAAAUUUGAUAAAGGUUAUAUAGGUGCAGUCAUGCAAAUAAGUUCAUAAUAUUUUUUACUCAUUGGUAUUGGGUUAUGUUUUUUAAUAUGCCCAUUGACAUCAACUCUUUGAGUACCCUUAAGAUGCAUUGGGCUAUAUGCAUUUCAUAAGAGUCAACCUAAAGUUCUUUAUAUCAUCAAUGAUUAUUUAAUAGUAAUAACUCAUGUUUCCAUUGCAUUGUAAAGGACUCCUUUUUACAGGAGCCUUAGCUCUGAGAUGGAUAAUGUUGUGCAAAUAUUGUUGUUGUCAAUUUUGAAUUGAAUUUAGAGAAAGAACCCUAGGAAAUGCUUCUAAACUAAAUCCAACAAUCAAUUGAUGACCAAUGAAUUGUAGGAAACAUUCUCAUCUCACUGCUCUGUCAUUAAGGACCCAGUUUUCCUCCUGGCCAAGUAAAUAGGUCACCUCCAUUCAACAUCUGUAAUUAGGACCAUGAAAUUUUCAUUAUCCAUCUAACAUUGACUUUUAAAUCUUUCUACCAUCACACUGAAUUGGGCAUUUACAAAUAAGAAUAAUCCCUUAUACUUGGAUAUCCCCUCAAAAUAUUUCACAUGCUUUAUCUCAUUUGAGUCUUAACGAGUUCAUUCCUUGAGUAUAUGGAAGUCCAUGAAAUUUUAAUAUUAUUCCUUUCCACUUCAGAAUCCUUUUUAGAUAAUUAACAUAUUAUAUAUCUGUUAACGUCCAUCAGCUCCAGUGUGCAAAAUAAGGCCGAAUCCUAUGCUAAAAAUAUUAUAUUUAUUUCGUAAGUUGUAUUUAGGAGAGACAUUUGCUGCUAAACUGCUCUGGGAGUUGAGCUAUAAUAUUCAGAGCUUGAUUUAUUCUGGGAUGGCUCCAAGAGAGAAUCUGUGUUGGUUUUUGUUUUGGUGUCCUCAGCACAAAGCACAGUGACUUGCAUAUAGUAAAUGUAU
This is a messenger RNA of Dromiciops gliroides (monito del monte), 2903 nucleotides long. It is a transcript of the gene IL20RA, whose product is annotated as interleukin 20 receptor subunit alpha. NCBI's taxonomy places the organism in Eukaryota, Metazoa, Chordata, Mammalia, Microbiotheria, Microbiotheriidae. The record is from RefSeq and is a predicted model, not a curated record. Gene Ontology annotation, molecular function: interleukin-20 binding. Bases 1 to 1692 code for a protein of 563 amino acids. The transcript is spliced from 7 exons.